AUGGACUUUUUCGAUCAUCCCUACUAUAGACUUACUAAGAAAUUAUUAUCACUUAUAGGACAAUGGCCAUAUCAGGAAUCCAGUGAACGUCGUUUUCGUAGCUUCAUUGUAUUCAUCUCAUUUUUUAGUUUCUUAUCUACACAGAUAUUAUUGUCUUUUACUUAUUACGGAAACAUCGAUAUUAUUAUCGAAACUGUGGCACCUAUAUCAGCAGCAUUGAUUAGUAUGAUCAAAUACUAUACUCUUCAAUUUAAUAGAGACAAAAUAAAACAACUUUUGGAUCAUUUAUUAUACAAUUGGCAAUUAUGUAGAACGAAAGAAGAAUUGGAAAUUAUGCAUAAAUUUGGAAAAGAGACAAAAUUACUUACUUUUUAUUAUACAAUAUAUAUAUAUACAUGCAUGACGAUGUUUCUCCUAGUACCAAUUGUUCCAAUUAUCAUGGAUAUCGUCGUACCUUUGAACGAGUCACGUCCUUUGAAACCAAUAUUUAAAGGCGAAUAUUUCAUCGACGAGGACAAAUAUUUUUUCCCAAUUUAUUUUCACAUGUGUACAACUAUAGUUAUCAUUAUAUCAGCAUUAAUUACCUCUGAUACUCUCUUUCUGACGUUCAAUUCACAUAUUUGUGGUAUAUUCGCAGCAGUUGGAUAUCGUUUGGAAAAUUUGUUAAAGAAUCAAAUUGAUUCCACAUCUUCCUUCGAUAAUUUAUCGAAACAUAAGUGUCACGAAAAUAUUCGAUAUUCUAUCAGAAAUCAUAAAAGUGCAUUAAAGUUUGCCGAACUCAUUGAAUCUUUUUACUCAGUAUCAUUACUUCUGCAAGCAAGCUUGAGUUUAAUAUGCAUGAGUAUCUCUUUGUUUGAAAUGCUGAUAUUUUUACAAAAUUCAACAGAAUUGUUCAGAUAUUUCAAUUUUGCAAUUGCUCAAAUAGUUCAUCUUUUCUGCAUGUGUUAUCCUGGUCAAAGAAUGAUAGAUUAUAGCACCGAUAUACGUAUCAAAGCAUACAAUGGACUGUGGUAUAAAGCGCCAUUGUCAAUACAUAAAUUACUGAUACUGAUAAUACGAAAAAGUUUGAAACCAUCUUACUUGACUGCUGGAAAAGUAUUCAUAUUUUGUUUAGAAACUUUUGCAACGAUUAUACAAACUGCCACUUCAUAUUUUAUGGUAUUAUUGCUUUUUACUUAUUACGGAAACGUCGAUAUUAUUAUCGAAACUAUGGCACCUAUGUCUGCAGUAGCAGUUUGCAUCAUUAAAUACUAUACCGUCCAAUUUAAUAGAGAAAAAAUAAAACAACUUUUGGAUCAUUUAUUAUACAAUUGGCAAUUAUGUAGAACGAAAGAAGAAUUAGAAAUUAUGCAUAAAUUUGGAAAAGAGACUAAAUUAUUUACUUUUUGUUAUACAAUAUAUAUAUAUACAUGCAUGACGAUGUUUCUCCUAGUACCAAUUGUUCCAAUUAUCAUGGAUAUCAUCGUACCUUUAAACGAGUCACGUCCUUUAAAACCAAUAUUCAAAGGCGAAUAUUUCAUGAACGAGGACGAACAUUUUUACUUUAUUUAUUUUCACAUGAGUAUAUCUAUAACGAUCUCUAUAACAGGAUUAGUUACAAGUGAUUUACUCUUUCUGAUGUUUAAUUCACAUAUUUGUGGUAUAUUCGCAGCAGUUGGAUGUCGUUUAGAAAAUUUUUUAAAGGAUCAAAUUGAUUCCAAAUCUUCCUUAGAUGAUUUAUCGAAACAUAAGUGUCUCGAAAAUAUUCAAUAUUCUAUCAGAAAUCAUAAAAGUGCAAUAAAGUUUGCUGAACACAUUGAAUCUUUUUACUCGGUGUCAUUACUGAUACAAUCUGGCUUGAGUUUGAUAUGUAUGAGUAUUUCUUUGUUCGAAAUGCUGAUAGUUUUGCAAAAUUCAGUAGAAGCGUUUAGGUAUUUCAAUUUUGCAGUUGCUCAAUUGCUUCAUCUUUUCUGCAUGUGUUAUCCUGGACAAAGAAUGAUAGAUUAUAGCACCGAUAUACGUAUCAAAGCAUACAAUGGACUAUGGUAUAAAGCGCCAUUGUCGAUACAUAAAUUAUUAAUAUUGAUAAUGCGAAAAAGUUUGGAACCAUCUUAUUUAACUGCUGGAAAAAUAUUCAUAUUUUGUUUAGAAACUUUUGCAACGAUUUUACAAACUUCUACUUCUUAUUUUAUGGUAAUUUCAUCGGUCCAUUAAUUAUCCAAUACAA
Molecule: messenger RNA, 2206 nt
Organism: Vespa crabro (European hornet)
Lineage: Eukaryota; Metazoa; Arthropoda; Insecta; Hymenoptera; Vespidae
Exons: 17
Coding region: 1-2193 (730 amino acids)
Biological process (GO): detection of chemical stimulus involved in sensory perception of smell; sensory perception of smell
Cellular component (GO): plasma membrane
Molecular function (GO): olfactory receptor activity; odorant binding
Source: RefSeq, a predicted model, not a curated record